Messenger RNA from Athalia rosae (coleseed sawfly), 1274 nucleotides. RefSeq names its product WD repeat domain-containing protein 83. The coding region runs from base 339 to 1259 and encodes 306 amino acids. Gene Ontology annotation, cellular component: catalytic step 2 spliceosome. The transcript is spliced from 4 exons. The record is from RefSeq and is a predicted model, not a curated record. Gene Ontology annotation, biological process: mRNA splicing, via spliceosome. Gene Ontology annotation, molecular function: protein binding. Lineage: Eukaryota; Metazoa; Arthropoda; Insecta; Hymenoptera; Athaliidae.
AGUGAGACUUGGUGGGAGACUGUGACUGACAAUCUUAUCCAUGCACUUGGCUUUUUUAAUUUCUGUAUCGUAGAAUUUUUUCCAUCGCACUUGCUCUAGACAGCUCUAAACGUCAAGUUGGAUCAACGCGUUCAUUUAAAAAUUAAAUGCCACCUUCGCAUUCAGCUGUCGGUGCUGCCAAUGUUCGAAAAUCUAACCUUCGAUGCAAUUGCAGCUGUCAGAUUCGCGGCGACAAACGCGAUACGAUUAACAACAAAUCUGACGUGCACCUCUGGAGAACUUGAAAGGAUACGUUAUCACCGGAUUGAGCAACUUGACGUUUGAAACUAUCUCUAAAAAUGGAUGUUACGUUUGUGAAUAAGAUAGAUUGUAAGCAAGGUGCUGUACGAGCAGUUCGCUUCAAUGUCGAUGGCUCCUAUUGUCUUACUUGUGGAUCUGAUAAAAAAAUUAAAUUAUGGAAUCCUUACCGAGGUGUUCCUCUAAAAACCUAUGGAGGACACGGUAACGAAGUGUUGGAUGCAUGUGCAUCAUGCGACAGUAGUCAAAUUGUUUCAUGUGGAAUGGAUAAAUCUGUAAUUGUUUGGGAUGUCGCUACUGGAAAUCCUGUUCGACGACUGAGAGGACAUGCAGGAUCAGUUACAACGGUGAAGUAUAACGAAGAAUCAACUAUGGCGAUAUCAGGUUCUCAUGACAAUUCUGUUAUGUGUUGGGACACACGUUCCAGAACUCAGGAUCCUGUACAGACUCUUAGAGAGGCUAAGGACACAGUCUCUAGUAUCAGAGUCUCCGAUCAUGAAAUAUUAGCAGCUUCAUACGACAAUAGAAUACGCAGAUACGAUAUGCGUGUCGGCGAAUUAUUGGUCGAUUAUUUGGGAGAGGCCGUAACGUGCGCGAGUUUUACACGAGAUGGUCAGUGUAUUGUGGUCAGCUGUGGCGAUGGUGUUAUUAGGUUGAUGGACAAGGACACUGGAGAGUUGCUGGGAGAAUUCAGUGGUCAUUCUGCUGAAGAUUUAUGUUUAGAAUCAACUGUCGAUUGCAAGGAUACCCACAUAUUAUCUGGAUCUGGCGAUGGAAGGUUAUGGGUUUAUGAAUUAGCCACUCAAAAAGUUGUUGAAAAAUUAUCAGCCAACGAUCUUGAGGAGAAAAGACAUCCGGUUGUUUCCGUUACGAUUCACCCUCAAAGAAACUGUAUUCUUGCCGCUAGUGGCGGUAAUAUUUUAAUGUGGGAUACGCAGAAGUCCGACGAUGAGAAGGAUUAAAAUAAUUAUAUACUA